This is a messenger RNA of Ilex paraguariensis (yerba mate), 3041 nucleotides long. NCBI's taxonomy places the organism in Eukaryota, Viridiplantae, Streptophyta, Magnoliopsida, Aquifoliales, Aquifoliaceae. The record is from the annotation of a GenBank genome assembly.
AAAAAAAAAAGAUAGUUUGAUGAAGAGUUUGUGGGUUGGAAAUUUGGGCGCGAGGGUGGUGUCAUUUUGAAAAUUUCUUCUCCUGGAGAUUAAGUUAAUGAAGAGCUGAGGCUUUGAGUUUCAUAGCUUUUGAUCAGAAUUUGUGCUACUUUGAGAAUCUAUAUGGUUGUUUCUUGACAAUGGGUUCAAGAAUUUGGGUGUGUUCUCUGGUUAUUUCCAUCCAAGUACUGAUUAUAGCAUCUCAGACAAAUAACCAGGAUUAUGUUGCUCUACAGUCUCUUCAGGAUAUAUGGCAAAACACACCACCCAAUUGGGUUGGGCCAGAUCCAUGUGGUGCUGGCUGGGAUGGAAUUAGGUGCAACAAUUCCCGUGUGACUUCUAUAACAUUGGCAAGCUUGAAUUUGACUGGUCAGCUGUCUGGAGACAUCCAGGAGUUGGCUGAACUACAGAUUCUAGAUCUUUCAUACAAUAAAGGAUUAACUGGAUCUCUUCCUCCAUCGAUCGGAAAUUUGAAGAAGUUAGCAAGAUUAAUCCUGGUUGGUUGUGGUUUUUCUGGUCUGAUACCAGACACGAUAGGAUCUCUGCAACAGCUGAUUUCUCUGUCUCUGAAUUCCAACAACUUCAUUGGAGGAAUACCUCCUUCCAUUGGUAGUCUAAUAAAUCUUUAUUGGUUGGAUAUAGCUGACAACAAGCUUAGUGGCACUAUCCCAGUAUCUGAUGGAAACAAACCUGGUCUUGAUAUGCUGGGCCAUACAAAGCAUUUUCAUUUUGGACAGAAUCGUCUUUCCGGUGAAAUCCCUCCACGGCUUUUCAACUCAAAUAUGACUCUCAUUCAUGUGCUUUUUGAAAGCAACAAUCUCAUUGGCAACAUCCCUUCCACAAUAGGACUUGUACAGACUUUGGAGGUGCUACGUCUUGACAGGAAUGCAUUAAGUGGAACUGUCCCACAAAACCUCAAUAGCAAUAGUCUUCUCAAAGAGCUGUAUUUGUCAAACAACAAACUGACUGGCGCCUUGCCUAAUUUAACUGGCCUGAAUUCCCUCAACUACAUGGAUCUGAGCAACAAUAGUUUUACUGCGUCUGCUGUUCCAUCAUGGGUUUUGACCCUACAGUCUUUGACAACACUAGUUAUGGAACGCGUACAACUUGAAGGACAAGUUCCAGUUGGCCUCUUCAGCCUCCCUCUCUUGCAGACUGUCAUACUGAAGAACAACCAGCUCAAUAGCACUUUGGAUAUUGGCCCCAGCUACAGCAAUAAACUGCAGCUCGUUGAUUUGCAGAGCAAUUAUAUUACUGAUUAUGCUCGGAGGGUGGGAUACAAUAAGGAGUUGAUACUUGUAGGUAACCCAAUUUGUCAGGAAACAGGACAGAGUCAGACAGAAAACUACUGUGUCAUUCCCCUGCAGUCCAAUUAUUCCUCAUAUUCAACUCCUCUAAAUAAUUGCUUGCCUACUACAUGUGGUUCGAAUCAGUUAUCCAGCUCCAAUUGUAAAUGUGCAUAUCCAUACACAGGCACCCUAACUUUCAGAGCUCCUUCCUUCUUUGACCUGAGAAAUUUGAGUAUUUAUACGUCCCUUCAAAGUUCUAUGAUGGGUUUUUUUCAGUCCCAUCAACUCCCUGUGGAUUCAGUUUCUCUGAGUAAUCCAACCAAAAAUUCAGAUGAUUACGUUAUACUGGACGUGGAAAUUUUCCCAUCUGGCCUAAAUCGUUUCAACCGAGGUGGAAUUUCUGGAGUAGGGUUUGUGCUAAGCAGCCAAACUUUCAAGCCUCCCAGCGUAUUUGGACCCUUUGUCUUCCAUGGUGAUGGCUAUGGAAACUUCGCAGGAACCCAUAAAUCAACAAGUACUGGCGUCAUCAUCGGAGCAGCAGUUGGUGGCUCUGUCUUGGUGAUAUUAGUACUCCUCGCAGGAGUUUAUGCUUUCCGUCAAAAGAGAAGAGCUGAAAGAGCUGAUAAACAGAAUAAUCCUUUCGCAUCUUGGAACCCAGACAAAAGCAGCGGAGGUGUUCCUCAGUUAAAAGGAGCAAGAUUUUUUUCGUUUGAGGAGCUCAAGAGAUGCACAAACAACUUCUCAGAAACCAAUGAUCUUGGAUCUGGUGGCUAUGGAAAGGUAUACAGAGGAACUCUUCCCAGCGGACAACUAGUUGCCAUCAAAAGAGCUCAACACGGAUCUAUGCAGGGUGGUCUUGAGUUUAAAACUGAGAUUGAGCUUCUUUCAAGGGUUCAUCACAAGAAUGUUGUCAGCCUAGUGGGCUUCUGUUUCGAGCAAGAUGAACAGAUGCUGGUCUAUGAGUAUAUUCCAAAUGGUACACUGAAGGAAAGUCUUUCAGGGAAGUCAGGAAUCAGAUUGGACUGGAUGAGGAGACUUAGAAUAACCCUUGGAGCAGCCAGGGGUAUUCAGUAUUUGCAUGAUCAUGCUAAUCCUCCCAUCAUACAUAGGGACAUCAAAACAAACAAUAUUUUACUGGAUGAACGCUUGACCGCAAAAGUUGCUGAUUUCGGUCUUUCCAAACCUAUGGAUGACUCUGAAAAGGGUCAUGUCACCACUCAAGUCAAGGGGACAAUGGGCUACAUGGAUCCUGAAUAUUACAUGACUCAACAGUUGACUGAGAAGAGUGAUGUUUAUAGCUUUGGUGUGGUAAUGCUGGAGAUGAUAACUGCAAGAAGUCCAAUUGAGAAAGGGAAAUACAUUGUAAGAGAGGUGAAGCAAGCAAUGGAUAGGACCAAAGAACUAUAUAACCUUCAUGGAAUUCUUGACCCAGCCAUUGGUUUGAACAGUACUGCACCAAAAUGUUUAGAGAAGUAUGUGGAUCUGGCACUGAGGUGUCUCGAAGAAACAGGAUUUCUCAGGCCAGCAAUGAGCGAGGUGGUGAAAGAGAUUGAGAACAUCAUGGAAUUGGCUGGGCUGAACCCCAAUGCUGAAUCUGCAUCAACUUCAGCAAGCUAUGAUGAGGGAGGUAAGGGGUUCGACCAUCCUUACAGCAAUGAAAGCCUCUUUGAUUAUAGUGGAAUCUAUCCACCCUCAAAGUUAGAGCCCAAGUAA